Drosophila mauritiana is the source of this 1772-nucleotide messenger RNA. Its product is annotated as histone H3.3A. The coding region runs from base 130 to 540 and encodes 136 amino acids. The record is from RefSeq and is a predicted model, not a curated record. Gene Ontology annotation, cellular component: nucleosome. Gene Ontology annotation, molecular function: protein heterodimerization activity; structural constituent of chromatin; DNA binding. The transcript is spliced from 3 exons. NCBI's taxonomy places the organism in Eukaryota, Metazoa, Arthropoda, Insecta, Diptera, Drosophilidae.
CAGCGAAACGAAGUCAUUGUGAAAAUUUCUCUCGUCCGAAUUUGUUCGUCUCGUAUUGAAAGUGACAAUUUGUGAAGAGUAAUCUUAUUCCGUGUUUAACGUUCAAAAAAAGAAGAAAGCUAAGAAAAGAUGGCUCGUACUAAGCAGACUGCCCGUAAGUCGACCGGAGGAAAGGCUCCUCGUAAGCAGCUGGCCACCAAGGCUGCCCGUAAAUCGGCGCCAUCCACCGGCGGAGUGAAGAAGCCCCAUCGUUAUCGUCCCGGAACUGUGGCUCUUCGUGAGAUCCGUCGUUACCAGAAGUCGACCGAGUUGCUCAUCCGCAAGCUGCCCUUCCAGCGUCUGGUUCGUGAAAUCGCUCAGGAUUUCAAGACCGAUCUGCGUUUCCAGUCGGCUGCCAUCGGUGCCUUGCAGGAAGCAUCUGAGGCGUACCUUGUGGGUCUCUUCGAGGACACCAACUUGUGCGCUAUCCACGCCAAGCGCGUGACAAUCAUGCCCAAGGACAUCCAGUUGGCGCGCCGCAUCCGUGGCGAGCGUGCUUAAGCUGGAUCAGCAGGAACGCCGGAUUCGAUCACUGUCGUCCAGUCCCAGACAGCAGACCAUUCACGUAACAUUGUGGAAGAUGUGCUCGCCGAGGAGCUAUACCAUCGACACAUUGAUCCAAUCUAUCAUUCAUAUUUACAUGUAUACAUUUAUCAUCCCUUUGUUGUUCAAUCGAAUCGACAGCAUGACGUUCUCGAUGAGAAAAACACCACACACAAAACAACACACAACAUUACUGUAAUGCUUAAAACUUAUUUCUAACUCUUAUUAUUACUAUUAUCAAUUAGUUUUUAAGUUUUUUUUCUCGCCUGUGCGUCGACGGUGGCACCGUGUACGUUGCGUCGUGCUCCUUCUCCUUCAAAUCUGGAUCCACCUCUUCGAUUUGGAAGGAGGGAAUACCACCGGGCGGCUGUUGUUGCCUGUCCGCCUGCAACAUCCGCCACCAACCACUCCAACAACUGUCCAGCUGGCGGGCUUCGGUUUCCAGGUAAUCCGUGAUCUUUAAGGCGCCUGCCUCGCCUUUAUCGCUUCGAUUGAGGAGAGGUUCACCGUCUGGCUGCCGGGAUGUGCGGAGCCUGAAGAUCGGGGCCAACCUAACGCCGGCUGGGCGUGGCAAGGCGGACAGACGGUUGCGGACCGCCUGGCGGUGGUUCCCGGAUCUCUGGAUGGGCGGCGAGGGCAUGGCCGUCUGGCGAUGCCACUGACGGCACGCGGCUUUUAUGAAGAUAAUAUCCAUAUAUAACACCGAAGACCGAAUCGAGUACACUUAACUUUACACUUACGUAUAUGCAUAUAUAUACAUAAAUACAUACAUAUAUAUAAAUAUAAAACUAUACGGAAGGAAAAGAACUAGAUAUAAAUGCUCUUUCUUCUGUUCACUUUUCGUUACUGCAAAUCAUAAUCAGAGCAUUAUAUAUAUAUAUAUAUAUAUAGAAGUUAUAUAUAUAUAUGUAUGUAUACAUAUAACGAAGGGAUGGGCGUGACAGAGUUAGUUGAUUAAAUAAGAUUUUAGAUUUACAUGCAUUUUAUACGUUUAGGCGGACGAUGUCGAAGUAGAAGAAUGAUGAUUCUUCGGGAGAUGAGAAAAGAUAUAAAGAUGAUUCAGCAAUCAGAUAAACUUACACAUCUAUAGAUUUGGAAGAGCAUCGAAUAAAAAUAACCAAGACAAAAAUCACAUAACAAUACAAAAUAAAAGCAAAAGCGCCGAGCAGAGCAUUGAAUAUUUCCCAAUA